AUGUCCAACUCAUCUGCCCCCCAGCCUCCGGUGGACGGCGUGCUCGACAUCAUCGGCAACACACCAUGCGUCCGCUUACGCAAUGUUGUCCCAGAGGGUAGCGCCGACGUCUACAUCAAACUCGAGUACAUGAACCCGACGGGUUCGUACAAAGACCGUCUGGCAAAAGCCAUCGUCGAGGAGGCCGAGAAAAGGGGAGAUCUCAAGCCCGGCAUGACUGUCAUUGAGGCCACUGGUGGCAGCACCGGCUCAUCCCUCGCUAUGAUCUGUAGUCUCAAGGGAUACGGAUUCCGCGCCGUCUGCUCCAACGCGAUCGCUGCUGAGAAGCGGCGCUCAAUGGCAGCCUUCGGCGCUGUUGUCGACAUCGUCCACAGUCCUAGUGGAAAGAUCACGCCGGACUUGUUUCCAAAGAUGGUUGAGCGAGCGAAGACGCUUGCUGAGAGCGACAACACCUACUACCCGGCCAACCAGUUCAGGAACACGGAUGGGGUGGUCGGGUAUAAGACGCUCGGCGAAGAGCUCCUGGCCCAGUUCCCCCAAGGCAUCGACACUUUCUGCGGCGCUGCUGGCGGGGCCGGCAUGAUCAUGGGAACGGCCAAGGUGCUCAAGGCGUCGAAGCCGGACACACGCGUGGUUGUGCUGGAACCCGAAUCUUCGCCUCUUAUUACGACAGGGAAAGGAGGAACGCACAGCGUUGAAGGCAUCAGCCCCGGGUUCCUGCCACCCCUGCUAGAUGACACGCUCUACGAUGAGGCUCGCGCGAUAUCGGAAAAGGAGGGCCGCGAUAUGUGCCGUAGGCUGGCCAGGGAGGAGGGUUUGUUGACCGGAACGUCAACGGGGCUCAACGUAGUUGCCGCGAUUCAGCUAGCGAAGGAGCUGGGCCCUGGAAAGACGGUUGUUACGGUUGCUUGUGAUACUGGGCUGAAGUAUUUGAGUGGCAAUCUGUAUGAAUAA
Colletotrichum karsti is the source of this 954-nucleotide messenger RNA. Its product is annotated as cysteine synthase a. Gene Ontology annotation, cellular component: cytoplasm. Bases 1 to 954 code for a protein of 317 amino acids. Gene Ontology annotation, biological process: L-cysteine biosynthetic process. The transcript has a single exon. Lineage: Eukaryota; Fungi; Ascomycota; Sordariomycetes; Glomerellales; Glomerellaceae. The record is from RefSeq and is a predicted model, not a curated record.